UCCAGAUCCCAAGGGCGACACGUGUAUUUCCCCUCGGGCUACGAAUAUGUCAAACUGUCUUAUCUACUAGGAAUUGCCACGUUGAACAAUUGGCUUUAUAUAUCUGUUUAUACACCUGACACAUCCUUUAUGAUAUUCACAAGAUGGCGAAAUUAACGUAUCUGUGCAUCGCUUGCUUUUUCGUUGUCCUUGUUGCUAGUGAUGAGGGAGAACUGAAGAUUGAUGUUCUGAAGACUGUAGAAGAUGAUAAAUGUACAAGAAAAAGCAAACGACUGGACAUGCUUAGCAUGCAUUAUGUAGGAACACUAGAAGAUGGAACCAAAUUUGACUCCAGCGCCGAUCAUGGUCAGCCUUUUUCCUUCCAACUGGGUAUUGGUCAGGUUAUCAAAGGCUGGGACCAGGGGCUUCUGGACAUGUGUAUCGGAGAAAAGAGAAAGCUGACCAUCCCAUCCCACUUGGGGUAUGGUGACCAAGGAGCAGGGGAGAAGAUCCCACCUAAGGCUACCCUUAUUUUCGAAGUAGAACUUUUAGAUGUUCAAGAUGGACCAAAACCAGAGAACAUUUUCAAAAAGAUUGAUACGGAUGAGGACAACAAACUGUCAAGAGAAGAGAUCUCAGAUUUUAUAGUUAAACAGACCGAGCAGUCUGGCCAAAAGAUCGACCCCUCAGCCAAGGAACAUACCGACGUAGUCGAAAACAUCUUCCAGCAUGAAGACAAAGAUAAAGACGGACACAUUUCUCAUGACGAGUUUAGCGGGCCUAAACAUGAAGAACUCUAAUUUUAUGAAUUGUUUCUGAGUUUAUUUUACAAGAAUUGAAAAGUGCUUUUAAAAGUGAUGACGUCGAUAAAAACAAUGGACAGCACAAAGACCUUCUCCAAAAUGUUUUUGAAAAAGAAGAUCAAGAUAAUGAUGGGUUCAUCUCAAGAGAGGAAUUCAGUGGCCCAAAACAUGAAGAACUCUGAAAAUUAGAAUUAAUUCAAUAACUUUGUUAAUCAAUUGUGAUAGUGUCUGCUUUAAUGUGAAACAUGAAGUUUAAAAGUUGUUUUAGCUUGAUUUGAAAUUGAUAAGAUUAAGUAAAUGUGGACCACUUUAUUUUAUAAUUUUUCAGGUUGUGAAGUUAUCAUUAAUGAAAAAUACUGCUAUGUAUUGGUGCAGGGAGGCUUCAGUUAUUCAGUAGUUUUCUUUUAUUUACAGAACACGUUUUUUUAAAUACUUUAGCUUGUGGUUAGAAAUAAUAUGUUGUGGAAAUAGUUUAUAAAAUGUAUUUGAUAGAGAUUUGUUUGGCCUAUUACCACAGAUCUCCGCCCACCUUGUUGAUUUGUCACGACAAACCUACGGAUUCCCCGUCGAUAACAAAAGCGAAGAACACCAAAAAGUGGUGGAUGGGAUUUUUUACUGGGAGGAUUCUGACAAAGACGGGAUUAUAACCCAUGAUGAAUUCACUGGACCAAAACAUGAUGAACUUUGAUAUUCUUAAAUUCUAUCUUUAAGUCAUAAUCCCCCUACCCAUCCAUUUCCAUACCAAAUUCAUC
This is a messenger RNA of Magallana angulata, 1534 nucleotides long. RefSeq lists its product as uncharacterized. Bases 144 to 779 code for a protein of 211 amino acids. The transcript is spliced from 5 exons. Gene Ontology annotation, molecular function: peptidyl-prolyl cis-trans isomerase activity; calcium ion binding. The record is from RefSeq and is a predicted model, not a curated record. Lineage: Eukaryota; Metazoa; Mollusca; Bivalvia; Ostreida; Ostreidae.